Messenger RNA from Hipposideros armiger (great roundleaf bat), 3138 nucleotides. RefSeq names its product family with sequence similarity 114 member A2 (gene FAM114A2). Bases 85 to 1521 code for a protein of 478 amino acids. The record is from RefSeq and is a predicted model, not a curated record. The transcript has 13 exons. NCBI's taxonomy places the organism in Eukaryota, Metazoa, Chordata, Mammalia, Chiroptera, Hipposideridae.
CGCGGCCCCUUCGACAGUGAAGGAGCACUUCCGGGGUUGUAGGAGCAGCUCGUCGGCAGCUGUGGCGGCGGCGAUGAUCUAAUCAUGUCGGAUAAAGAUGAUAUUGAGACUGAAGCAACUCCCACCCUUGAAAAUGUGGACUCUGAGCUAGCCAAGAAUUCUGAGUCUGUUGAUCAAAGUGCCAAGCCGGAGAGUAAACCAGAACCUGUGGUUUCUACUCGGAAAAGACCAGAGUCCAAACCUUCCAGUGACCUUGAGACUUCAGAAGUUCUCCCUGUUGAGGCAUCACAGGCUGCAGGCAAAGAGACUGUUUCCAAAGAUGAACCCCAGACCGGAUGGGGCUAUUGGGGCAGCUGGGGCAAGUCCUUACUCUCCUCAGCUUCAGCUACGGUAGCCACAGUAGGACAAGGUAUUUCAAAUGUCAUUGAGAAGGCAGAGACUUCCCUUGGAAUCCCUAGUCCCAGUGAAAUUUCAACUGAGGUCCAAUAUGCAACAGGAGAGACAAAUGCCAAAGAGAAUGAAAACUCCCUAAUGACUGGACCAUUUGGUGUAUUCUCAACCAUCUCUACUGCUGUUCAUAGCACAGGAAAGAGUGUUAUCAGUGGGGGUUUGGAUGCCUUAGAAUUCAUUGGGAAAAAGACAAUGGACGUAAUAGCCGAAGGGGAUCCUGGAUUUAAGAGAACCAAGGGUCUGAUGAACCGGAAUUCUACACUGUCGCAGGUUUUACGAGAGGCGAAGGAGAAAGAAGAGCAGUGGACCUCCGAUGAGGCCACCACGGACGCGGACAAGAAAACUCAUUACGGGCUGCUCUUCGAUGAAUUUCAAGGCCUUUCACAUCUAGAAGCUCUGGAGAUGCUUUCCCAAGAAAGUGAAAUAAAGGUGAAAUCUGUCCUUAAUUCUCUAAGUGGAGAAGAAUUAGAGACUCUAAAACUUGAAUUGGAGCAACUCAAAGAAGCAUUUUCUCUAGCAGAGUUCUGUGAGGAAGAGGAAGAAGAGGAAAAAGGGGAUGAAGACUUUACCAAAGAGAUAACAGAGCUGUUUUCCCAGCUGCAUGUCUCCUCCAAGCCAGAGAAACUUGCCAGAGCAAGAAAUACAGCCUAUGAAUGGAUCAGAACGUCUCUGGCCAAGCCAUUAGAAGAGAAGGAAGAAGGAGAAAACCAGUUGGAAGGAGAAAAAACUGAGCAAAUCAAUAAAAAUUCAAUAGAGGAUAUCCAUGCAUUUGCAAUCCGGAGCCUAGCGGAACUGACUGCCUGCUCAAUUGAACUGUUUCACAAAACAGCGGCUCUGGUUCUGCAUGGCCAGAAGCAGGAAGUGACAGCCAUAGAGCGGAGCAGAACCCUUUCCCAGAUGACACUUGUAUUGUGUAAAGAGUUGUCCUGUCUGUCUAAAGAGUUCACCACCUACCUAACAACUGCUGGGGCAUCAAAUAGUGCUUCCUAUAUUCAGGAUGCCUUUCAACUACUCUUACCCGUGCUGGAGAUCUCACUUAUUGAGAACAAGACUGAGUCACCAGAGGCAUGAGUUGCAGGUCUAGAGGCCUUUGUCAGAACAUUGAAGAACAGAGAAGAUUUGACCUGAGACCUGUGAUGGCCAAGAAAUGCCACUCUAUUCUGGGUACCCUUGUGGAAGUGAGGGAGAAGGUUAUUUUAGUAUAUAAACAUUCAGGCAAGAAAGCAGCUUUAUAGGAAGUUUGUUGCUUUCACUGCUUGGCUGAAGUAUUCAAGGUUCUCACACUGCUCUUCCCAGUUUUUAUAAUUAAUAAAUUAUUUGAAGGGAAACUUUUAUAAGAACGUUAAAAAAUAAUAGCUCUAGGUAAAGGUUAGUGGUACACUCAGGCAAAAAUAUUGGUCUUUUUUUUUUACGAUUGACACAAAAUGCUAACUUUUGUCAUGGAUAUGAUUUUGCAGCCCAUGGAUAUAAUUGGUUGUUAAGCAAGAGAAAAAGAACUUAGUUUAGUAUUCUAGAAUUCACAUGCUUGAUCUAUUAAUGUCAUGUACUUUCUCCUUUCUAUAAUAAAAGCUAUGGCUCUAAAAAAAACUGAGUAUAUAUAAACUCUGUAAUGAUUACCCGUUAUGAUAUGAAUUCUUGGAAUUGGUUAGAAAGUUUCAUCUGCUCUUUAAUUCUCAGCAGAUACUUGGCAUUGAGGAGAAACUUACAGAACAUGCUGUAGCCACGUGAAUUAACUAUAGCAACGUGCCCUUGGGCUUCAGAUUGCUCUCCCACCCCAAGAUGACAGGCUCCAAGUUGUAGCUGACCCCCAGUCAACUGGGUUCAAGACCAGUAAGUGCAAUUUUGAGAGGUAGUUGGCAUGUUCGCAGAUAUUCUGAGCCUCUCCAGGAUGUCUUUCGUGUAUACCCCAUGUGCAGGAUAAAUUCUGUAACAGCCAGCUCCAAAGGAGUGUUGAAGCGCUUUUAGUAAUGGGCUUUUGUUGUUUGAAUAUUGUUGAGAUGGCUUGUAGAGUCCCAUAGAAAUGAUGUUCAUUGAUAAUGGGAUUUAACCUGUAAGACACAAUAUAUUUUCGUUAUUCCAUUUUUUUCUGCUUUAAUGUAUUCUUGAGCACAUUUGUAAAUACUACUUUUAUCCUUCGGAUCUUUCAGCCUUCUUUUUGCUCUCUUCAACAGUUUAAGAGACUAAAAGUGUAUCGUCUUCCUAAAAGCUAUUUUGGUAUUCACUCUUUUUAGAAAAAGUUCUCCAACUUUGUUGUUUUUAAUAAUUCAGGUAACUUUUGUGAGUUCUGCUACUCAUCUUCUAAAACUUUUAAAUAAAAUUUAGUAAUCAUGUCAAUUAACCUUUUAUUUUUCCAAACGUGAGUCCCAAUAUCUUUCUCAGACCAAAGAAAUAGCAAAAUGAAGCUAUUAAAGCUAUAACAUAGAUCGAUAUCAAGACUAUUUCUAUGUAAUUGCCCUAUUUGGGGUAGGGGGCGAUUUGUAAGCGAGGAGAAAGAUAAAUAGAUUUGGCUAAAAAUGUACACCUACAGCACUAAAAUGUUAUUCUCUUUAUAUUCUGUUCUAAUAUGCUCAGAAAAGUCCUCAAGUAUUUCUUUUUAUAGACAAAUUCCUCCCUUUGCAAAGUGAGUAAUUCUGAAAUUUCAGAAAAACGGUUGCCUUGUGGUUAAUAAAGCUGGUGUCUCAGUCCUGA